Humulus lupulus (European hop) is the source of this 2338-nucleotide messenger RNA. Its product is annotated as dynamin-related protein 4C-like. The coding region runs from base 66 to 2159 and encodes 697 amino acids. Lineage: Eukaryota; Viridiplantae; Streptophyta; Magnoliopsida; Rosales; Cannabaceae. The record is from RefSeq and is a predicted model, not a curated record. Gene Ontology annotation, molecular function: GTPase activity; microtubule binding; GTP binding. Gene Ontology annotation, cellular component: cytoplasm; membrane; microtubule. The transcript has a single exon.
CAACCCAUUCACAUAUACUAAUUAACUCUCUACUCUCUAAACAACAGUGUGCACAUUACCAAAUUAUGGGAGGAGAAAAGCUCAAUUCUUUUACACAAAAUCACGAUAUUGUUCUUGAUCAUCAUGAUCUUGUUCUUGAUCAUCACGAUCUUGUUCUUGAUCAUCAUGAUGAGGCAAGCUCGAACAAGAUCAUUAAGUGUGAUGAUCCAAAUGAGUUACCUCUCUUCAUCGCUCCAAUCUUCUCCUCCUACAACGACCGAAUCCGACCCGUGCUCGACGCCGUCGACAGGCUCCGAAAUCUCGCCGUCAUGGAGGAAGGAAUUGAGCUUCCCACCAUCGUCGUCGUCGGUGACCAGUCCUCGGGCAAGUCGUCCGUCUUAGAAUCACUCGCUCGUAUCAGUCUACCCCGUGGCCAAGGCAUAUGCACAAGGGUCCCCCUCAUAAUGAGACUCCAAAACCACUCGAGUUCUCUGCCCGAGCUUUACUUGGAGUACAACAAUGGCGAAGUCAUUCACGUCGAAGAAGAUAACAUAUCUGAGGCCAUAAAUUUGGCAACAGAGGCCAUUGCCGGAGAUGGGAAAGGAAUAUCCAAGACUCCUUUGACUCUCGUGGUGAAAAAGAAAGGGGUUCCUGAUUUGACCAUGGUCGAUCUCCCUGGGAUUACUAGAGUACCUGUUCAUGGUCAGCAUGAAAAUAUCUAUGAUCAAAUCAAAGAUAUCAUAAUGGAGUAUAUUGAGCCUGAAGCGAGUAUCAUACUUAAUGUGUUGUCUGCAACUGUUGACUUUCCCACUUGUGAGUCAAUCCGAAUGUCCCAAAGCGUUGACCGAACUGGAGAGAGGACUCUGGCUGUCGUUACUAAGUCUGAUAGAGCACCAGAAGGACUGCUGGAGAAGGUAAUUGCUGACGAUGUUAACAUUGGACUUGGUUAUGUCUGUGUUAGGAAUAGGGUUGGUGAUGAAUCCUAUGAUGAGGCUCGGUUUGAAGAAGCUAAGCUUUUUCAAACACAUCCUGAGCUUUCCAAGAUCGAUAAAUCGAUUGUGGGCAUUCCUGUUUUGGCUCAGAAGCUCAUGCAGAUUCAAGCCAAGAGCAUAGCUAGAAAUUUACCUGACAUUGUCAAGAAGAUCAAUGAUAAGUUGAAUCAAAAUCUUGCGGAGUUUAGAAAGCUCCCCAAGACUAUGAACUCGGUGGCUGAGGCCAUGACCGCCUUCAUGAGAAUCAUUGGGGUGGUUAAAGAAUCACUGAGGAAAAUUCUGUUGAGAGGCGAAUUCGAUGAGUACCCAGAUGAGAAGAAGAUGCAUUGCAAAGCUAGGUUGGUUGAGAUGCUCAAUGGUUUUUCAGAUGAGCUUAUGAACUGUCCUGAGAGUGAUCGAACCAGAAACUUCUUAAUGGAUGAGAUCAAGCAUUUGGAGGAAGCGAAAGAGAUUUCUCUCCCAAAUUUCCUUCCCAGGACAGCUUUUCAUGCUCUAUUACAAGAAAAGGUAAAGGGGGUAUCUGGUGUCCCAACAGCUUUCGUGGGAAAGCUAUGGGAUUACAUAGAAGAUGUGGUGAUGACUAUCCUCAUGAGCCAUGUUGAAGACUAUCACCAGCUACAGCUCUCCACUAGAAGAGCAGGGCUUAAUCUGAUAGAGAAGAUGAAAGAAAGGUCAAUGAAGUGGGUUGUGGAGGCUGUGGAGAUGGAGAAGCUCACCGAUUACACUUGCAAUCCGGAAUUCGAAAUCGAGUGGAACAAAUUCAUGGCUCAGAAAAACACAUUCAUGUCAUGUGUGGAUAAUAGAUAUAGCACCAUAAAUAUUGAAGGGUUUGGCUCGGUUGAUGUGGCGAAUGCGAAGCAGUUUCCGCAUCUUUUGCAUCAAGCUUAUGACUUGAGGAUGAGAAUAGUUGCUUAUUGGAGAAUUGUGCUGAGAAGGUUGGUGGACUCCAUGGCUCUGCAUAUGCAGCUGAGUGUUCAUGUGCUUGUGAAUGAGGAGUUGGAGAAGGAGAUUGUGGGUGAGUUAAUGGCACCUUAUAAUGGAAAUGGGUUCGAGAGAUUGAUGGAGGAAUCACCUUCUGUUGCUGCAAAGAGACUCAAGUUGACUGCGAGUGUUAAGAAGCUUAAGGAGUGUAAAGAGAUUUUGGCCACUAUCAUGGACCGAAUUGCAACUUCCAAUUGUAGUCAAUGAGACAAUAUAUAUAUAUAUAAUAUAUUUAUAUAUUAAGGUCAACUAGUAUUAAUAUUAUGUGUGUAUGUUUUGUGGUUUUGUGUAAUAUGUUAUUGUGUGAACUUUUUUUUGUCGUUGGGUAUUGUGCGAACUUUUAUUAGCCACAUAAUGAAAGUGGGGAAUAAUUACUUUAUUUGCUU